This is a messenger RNA of Manis pentadactyla (Chinese pangolin), 1498 nucleotides long. RefSeq lists its product as uncharacterized. Gene Ontology annotation, molecular function: RNA stem-loop binding; RNA-DNA hybrid ribonuclease activity. The coding region runs from base 166 to 1437 and encodes 423 amino acids. The record is from RefSeq and is a predicted model, not a curated record. Gene Ontology annotation, biological process: DNA integration. NCBI's taxonomy places the organism in Eukaryota, Metazoa, Chordata, Mammalia, Pholidota, Manidae. The transcript is spliced from 2 exons.
GCCAUUCUAAACCCGGCCACUCUGCUUCCCAAUUCGGGGAAGGAAGUGCUUCAUACCUGCCAGGAAAUCCUGGCUGAGGAGACAGGCACCCGCCAGGACUUGCAAGAUCAGCCCUUAGGAGGACCGGGACUCCUGACUUGGUAUACGGACUGGAGCAGUUACAUCAUGGAUGGUAAGAGAAUGGCUGGAGCUGCAGUAGUAGAUGAUGACCGGAUUAUAAGGGCCAGUGGACUCCCAACGGGCACCUCUGCACAGCGAGCAGAACUCAUCGCCCUGACUCAGGCCCUAAGGAUGGCAGAAGGUAAGAGACUUAACGUCUACACUGACAGCAGAUACGCCUUUGCCACUGCUCAUAUACACGGGGCUAUUUAUAGACAGAGAGGGCUGUUAACUUCUGCCAGGAAAGAUGUUAAAAACAAACAAGAGAUUUUAGAUUUGCUAGAAGCCAUCCAUAGGCCUAAGGAAGUAGCAAUAAUACAUUGCCCUGGACAUCAGAAAGAUGACUCUCCAAUAGCUCGAGGAAACCGGAGGGCAGACCAAGCCGCAAAGCAAGCGGCUCAGGGAAUGAACAUUUUGCCCCUCCAAGUAUGUCCGGAAGCCACCCACAUUAAGAGCUUCCAGUAUACACCUGAAGAUCUCGUUUGUAUAAACAAAUUAGGGUUCAAAAAUUUCUCGCCCCAAGAGAUAUACAAGUCUGAAGAAGGGAAAGUUGUCCUGCCCCAAAGAGAGGCAGAGGAAUACUUAAGGCAAUUACAUCAAUUGACACAUCUGGGAGCAAAAAAUCUAAAAACCUUGGUUCGAGACUCCCCUUAUCAUGUUAUUGGAUUAGGAAAAUUGGCUGACGAGGUUGUAAAAAAUUGUGUACCCUGUCAAUUAGUAAACGUAAGCAAAAAUCAAGCAAUAUCUGGAAAAAGACUUCAAGGAGAUCGCCCAGGAGCUUAUUGGGAAGUUGACUUCACUGAAAUUAAGCCUGCUAAGUAUGGAUAUAAGUACCUUCUAGUUUUCCUAGACAUAUUUUCAGGAUGGACAGAGGCAUUCCCCACAAAAACUGAGACAGCCCAGACGGUGUCUAAAAAGAUCCUUGAAGAGAUAUUUCCCAGAUUUGGGAUCCCAAAGGUAAUCGGCUCCGACAACGGCCCUGCCUUUGUUGCCCAGGUUACGAGCCUUGGAGGCUGUGCAGAAAGAGGUGUGGGCCUCCAUCAAGGAAGCCUAUCGGCCAGAGGACCUCUCAGUGCCUCACCAGUUCCAGGUGGGAGACCCCGUCUACGUGAGAAGGCACCAGACAGGAAACCUCGAGCCACGGUGGAAGGGACCUUUCAUCGUCCUCCCGAAUACUCCCACAGCUGUGAAAGUGGACGGCGUCUCUUCCUGGAUACACGCUUCACAUCUAAAGAAGGCACCCCCGUCGGACUCGGACUGGCGAGUAACUCGGACUGAUAAUCCUCUUAAGCUUCGCUUGUGUAAAAGGAACUAUGUUGUUAGUAAUUCUAAUGCUCCU